CCUGUUCUCCAGCAUUCAUAAUAUGACCCAACUGACAACACACACACUUUCUCUUCUCCUCUCUUUCUCUCUCACACACAUUGAACAACUAUUCACCAAGCACAAAGUUAAAAGAAAAGAGAGUUAUAUAUUGACGCACACGCACUCACACUUUUCAACCCUCCUAACCUUCACCAUAUCAGUCCAUAUGCCCGAUUGUUUAGUCACAAAAUCUGCAUGUGUACGCCUUUUGCUCAACCUCCCUCUUUAAUGCUCUAUCUCCACACUCAUCAUUCUUUCCCCUUUAUUUUCACCCUCGAUUCGAUUUACCCCCAAUUUAUUUUCUUCAACUGCUGCAAUGGCGAUUCAAGCUCAGAUGAGCAACUCAGGAUUCGUGUUUGGUGGAUGCCAAGACGAGAAUGCUUACGGAUUAACCAAUCUCCGCUGCUACCAUUCUAAUUCCAACGAUCAUCAUCUCUCUGUCCCUCACAUCGUCUCCGCUCAAUUCCAGAAUCAACGAAUCGAGAUUGAUCACUACCUCAACACGCAGAACGAGAGGCUGAGAAUGGCGCUGCAGGUGCAGCGGCGGCGGCAGACGGCGCUCCUGGUGAGGAGCUACGAAUCGAAGAUUCAGUCUCUGUUGAAGCAGAGAGACGACGAGAUCUCGAGAGCCGGGAGGAGGAAAGUGGAGCUGGAGGAGUGCGUGAGGAGGAUGGAGAUGGAGAAGGUGACGUGGCAGAGAUUGGCGCAGGAGAGGGAGGCGAUGGCGGCGUCGCUGAGGGCGCGGAUGAAGGAGGCGGCAGCGGAGGACGCGGGGUCGUGCUGCGUGGAGAGAGAGAGAGAAGGAGAAGAGGAGGAUGAGGGAGAAUCGAGGAAGAUGGUUUGCAGAUGCUGCAAUUCUAGGAAAUCGUGCGUGAUAAUGCUGCCGUGCAGGCAUCUCUGCUCAUGCAGAGAUUGCGAUGCCUUUCUCGAUUGCUGCCCUGUUUGCAAUGUCGCCAAGAAAGCAAGUUUGGAAGCUCUGCUUUGACAUAUUUCGGUAAUUAAUUUUAUUCAAAAAAAAUUAGUUUUUGGUUUUUGAUCUUGUUGAUAAUUAUAUGCAUCGGAAAAAUAUGUUUUUUUAAUUAGGUUUUAGUUUUAGAGAAUACUAACUUUGGUUGAUCGAUGAUGUGUAUUGUCAUUUGUCACACUUGUUUGUCCCUUUGUUUAGUUCCUUAUUAGGUUUGGGUUCGUUUCAAAAUUAUUAUUAUUCCUUUUUUUUACGUCGGUCCCAAUUUUAAAAAGUGAGGCUAAAUGAUUAUAAUUUGUCCAAUCACCCGCUUCGAAUAUUAAUAAAGAAUUAGUGUAAUUAAUGCUAAUUCAACUAAAUUACUUCACCUCAAAAACAGCAAACAUUUUAAGACAAUUGUGCCCUUUUACUUGAAUGGUACUUUGAUAAUAUGGAGUAUAUGAAAUACGAUUAGGUUUUAUUUUUUUUAUAUUUUCGAAAUAUCUAUAUUGAUUUUCUUACCAAUAGUAUAUGGAAAAUUAAACAUUAUGGAUUUCUUUGAUAAUUAUGGGGUGGUUCAUUGAACACUCGAGUUAUUUGCGCAACAUAUUAUACAAAAAAGGUGGAACUGUCAUGCAUUUGUCAAUAAAAUAAAUUCACCAAAUUCCCUCUUUUGUUUGGAGAUUUGCGUUA
Molecule: messenger RNA, 1657 nt
Organism: Salvia splendens (bonfire salvia)
Lineage: Eukaryota; Viridiplantae; Streptophyta; Magnoliopsida; Lamiales; Lamiaceae
Product: probable BOI-related E3 ubiquitin-protein ligase 3
Exons: 2
Coding region: 338-1006 (222 amino acids)
Molecular function (GO): ubiquitin-protein transferase activity
Source: RefSeq, a predicted model, not a curated record